Mauremys mutica (yellowpond turtle) is the source of this 687-nucleotide messenger RNA. RefSeq names its product RING finger protein 223-like. The transcript has a single exon. Lineage: Eukaryota; Metazoa; Chordata; Testudines; Geoemydidae. The record is from RefSeq and is a predicted model, not a curated record. Gene Ontology annotation, molecular function: ubiquitin protein ligase activity. The coding region runs from base 1 to 687 and encodes 228 amino acids. Gene Ontology annotation, biological process: protein ubiquitination.
AUGGACUGGGGUCCCAGCCCUCCCAACCAGACAGAGCUGCAGGCCUCUCAGCAGUCCAUUCCUGAGUGUCCCAUCUGCUAUAGGCCCUAUGACAACAUCUUCCAGAAGCCCCUGCUCCUCCCUUGCGCUCACACCUUCUGCCUGGAAUGCCUGUCGAGGAUCUGUAUCUUCGUGAAACAAGCCCAGACCUUCCCUUGCCCUCUCUGCAGAGCACAAGUGCCCGUCCCUGAUGGAGGGAUCCCCAAAUUCCCACCCAAUAUGGAUGUUGUGACCCAGUUCCCUCCAUGGCUGCUGCCCCUGCAGGAGGUCUGGCUAGAUGGACACAGACUGUGCUGGAUCAAACAGCCGUCCUUGUCCUGUCAAGUGAGUGCUGGUGAAGAAACCCCUGAGAUGCUGGUUACAGUGGAGUUAUUAUACAACCCAGCCCCUCGGGACGUCAGUAGAAGAGAUCUGAUAGGUAUCCACCAUCCCUCCCGCUUGUCCACAUGCAGGGGGCUAUGCCAGCUCCUAUGGGAGCGUCGCCUGGCUGUGUUCUGGAUUGCUAUCCUGAUGCUGGUAUUGAUCGUUUUACCCAUCAUUUUUAUACCUGAUUCCCACAUGACCAGGACUCCAGAAGGUCAGCGCCAGGUGGGGACCUUUCUGACAGCCAAUGCUCCAAGCAGUCUGAGCAGGUCACAGAGCUUCUAG